AUGCGCACGAACUCUUGUGUUCUUCGGCCUGUAAGAAAUACGCGGGGCAACAUACAAAGCGAAUCUACGGACAUAAAGACAGCUGUGGUGAUCCGAUGGUGGGGCGGCGGACGACGACGUGUCGAUUAUCUAUCUUUAACGCUGCCUAUAUCGCUGCCCACCUCUCUAACACACCCACUCUCUAUCUCUCUCUUUCCCUCUCAGUUGCUCUUUCUCUCUCUUUUUCGCUCUCUUUCACACUCUCUCUCUCAUUGUCUGUCUAUUUCUCUCCCUUUUCACUCUCUCUUUCUCACUUUCUCUCAUUCGUUCUUUCUCUCUUUUUCCCUCUCACUCUUUCUUUCUCUCUCCCCCUUUCACUCUCUCUAUCUUGCUUUCUUACUCACUCUCUCUUUCUUUCGAUAUUUCUCUUUCACUCUCUCUUUCUCUAUUUCUCGUACAUUAUCUCACACAUUCUCUCAAUUUCUCUCACUUUCUUCUUCUCUCUCUUCCUCUUCCUCUUCCCUUCUCUCUCUCUCUCUCUCUCUGCGAUCUCAUUCGACAUCUGAGGAGUUGACACAGUCUCACUCUCUCACAGACGCGCCGUCGCCUCUCUCUGUCUUUUUCUACAAAUACUUUCAUGGUACGGUAUAUAACAUUAUCUAUCUAUCUAUCUAUCUAUCUAUCUAUCUAUCUAUCUAUCUAUCUGUCUGUCUAUCUAUUGUACGGUAUAUAACAUUAUCUAUCUAUCUAUCUAUCUAUCUAUCUAUCUAUCUAUCUAUGAGUUCCUUUAUAUCUAUCUAUCUAUCUAUCUAUCUAUCUAUCUAUCUAUCUAUCUAUUAUUUCUUUUCUUUCUUUUUUUUUUAUUGUAAAUAUCUAUCUGUUCGUAUGUGA
Acanthosepion pharaonis is the source of this 870-nucleotide messenger RNA. The record is from the annotation of a GenBank genome assembly. Lineage: Eukaryota; Metazoa; Mollusca; Cephalopoda; Sepiida; Sepiidae.